Malania oleifera is the source of this 956-nucleotide messenger RNA. Its product is annotated as auxin-responsive protein SAUR71-like. Gene Ontology annotation, biological process: response to auxin. NCBI's taxonomy places the organism in Eukaryota, Viridiplantae, Streptophyta, Magnoliopsida, Santalales, Ximeniaceae. The coding region runs from base 115 to 615 and encodes 166 amino acids. The record is from RefSeq and is a predicted model, not a curated record. The transcript has a single exon.
ACAUGACAGAGCACUCUUGUUUAGCCAUACUCGGCACUCUCUCAACCCCCCUCUGUCUCGCUCUUUAACUUCACCCCGACUCUCUCGCUCGCCCUCCUCCCGCAGCUCUCUUCAAUGCCCUGUGCUAUGAAGGUGGAGACGAUUCGGCAGGUGGUGAGGCUGAAGCAAUUGGUGCAGCGGUGGAAGAACCUAAGCCUUCGCCGCCGCUCCCUGUUGUCCUCGUCGGACUCGGACUCGGACUCGGAGCCGUCGUCCGGGUCGUCCUCCCGGGCAAACCGCCGGAUCUCGUCGGGUUACCUGGCGGUGUACGCGGGGGCGGAGCGCCGGCGAUUCGUGAUCCCCACGCGCUAUCUGAACCUACCGGUGUUCGUGGCCCUGCUCAACAAGGCCGAAGAAGAGUUCGGAUUCCAGUCCAGCGGAGGCCUGGUGUUGCCCUGCGAAGUGGGCUUCUUCAGGCAAGUCCUGAGGUUUCUGCAAGUGGACGAGCAGAGAUUUGGGGGGCUGGAGCUCGACGGCUUCUUGAAGAUGGUUUCGGAAGUCGGUUUUGAUUCCUGUAAGGAGACGACCAACCCUUGCCAUGGAUUCACGCCUCUGUUGCAGAAGGCUAGGGUUUGACAAUUUGGGGUUAGUUAGGUUCGCUUUAUUCCUUUUGUUUGAGUUUUUGUUUUUUCCUUUGGGCUCAUUGGAAAGAUUUAGGGCUCUGUAAAUGGUGGUGGAGAAUGCGAUGUCCUUUUUCUUUCUUCAAAAGUGUUUUUUUUUUUUUUUUAAUUCCAACCAUCCAUGAACCCAAUCUUAACCGUGACUGGGUUUCAAUGAGAUGUCGAACUUUUCUUUUUCUCUGUUUUUCCAUUUUCUGGUUGCGGGAAGAGUAAUUUUUUCCCAUGAUGCUGAUGGUACGGAUAAUGAUGAUGAUGAUGAUAUUGAACAUUUUUUUCUGAAUGAAAAUUUUGUGCCAA